Ciona intestinalis (vase tunicate) is the source of this 432-nucleotide messenger RNA. NCBI's taxonomy places the organism in Eukaryota, Metazoa, Chordata, Ascidiacea, Phlebobranchia, Cionidae. The record is from RefSeq and is a predicted model, not a curated record.
AUGGCGAACACCCACAUAUGUUGUAAUAGAACCAGCGAAUCGCCGGCGGUAACGAAGAAGUUCCAGGUUCAUGGCCAUGGCUGCGCUGGUUCAAAAUGGCUAUUUUUAAGCCACUAUGGCGGAAGUAUUAUUUCAGAGCAAGCUAUUUUAACAGCGGGACACAGCGUUGACUUUCUAAGCAGUCCAUCUCAAUUGAACGUCGUGGUGGGAAGACACGUUAGAAAUAGCAACGACGGUGAACAGUUGAUUAAAGUCAAGCAAAUUGUGUUUCACAAUGACUAUCAUCCAUUAUUUCUUCGAAACGGUAUUGCAAUUUUAAUAUUAAGUGAGCCAAUCACAUAUAUAUCAACCAUUCGACCAAUCUGUUACUCUGAUUCAAACAUAACAACUUCUGAUAUUGAUAAUGGGAUCCAAUGCAUUGCUAAUGGAUAG